AUGUUCCGUGCGGGUGCUGUGAGAGCGCUCUAUGCUGCCACAAGGACCCAGGUCCCCCGGCAAUUACCUGCCUUCCGAACUCAAAUCUCUGCCUCUCUCCUCCGAUCAUCUCUGGUCGCGCCCUCAGUCGUCGUCCCCAGCAUAAGAUGCUAUUCCGCGCCUUCUGGUCUUUCGAAAGAGGAGGUGCAAGGCCGAAUAAUGGAUUUGUUGAAGAACUUUGACAAGAAGGUCUCCGACGCAUCAAAGAUCACCGGCACCUCCCACUUCCAGAAUGAUCUUGGAUUGGAUAGCUUGGAUACCGUGGAGGUUGUCAUGGCUAUCGAGGAAGAGUUCAGCAUCGAGAUUCCAGACAAGGAGGCAGAUGCCAUCCACAGCGUUGAUCAAGCUGUCGCAUACAUCUCCUCGCAACCGGAUGCCCACUGA
This is a messenger RNA of Capronia epimyces CBS 606.96, 423 nucleotides long. RefSeq names its product NADH dehydrogenase (ubiquinone) 1 alpha/beta subcomplex 1. The record is from RefSeq and is a predicted model, not a curated record. Bases 1 to 423 code for a protein of 140 amino acids. Gene Ontology annotation, biological process: fatty acid biosynthetic process. Gene Ontology annotation, molecular function: acyl carrier activity; acyl binding. Gene Ontology annotation, cellular component: mitochondrion. NCBI's taxonomy places the organism in Eukaryota, Fungi, Ascomycota, Eurotiomycetes, Chaetothyriales, Herpotrichiellaceae. The transcript is spliced from 4 exons.